AGUAGAUCACGACCAUGGACUCUGCUGUUUCAAAGCAGCUCGUCGAUAAGAUCUACGAGAAACGGAAGGCAGCAGCACUUGAACUUGAGAAACAGAUUCGAGAAUGCCAUUUACAAGGAGACCAGCGUCGUAUCAACCAGAUAAUCGAGCAGCUCGUUGACAUGUUCAGCAACGCAGUCAACCCCCUUCACAUUCGGAACGGCGGUCUCAUCGGUCUCGCUGGGACGGCUAUCGCGCUCGGGGUCGACAUUGCACCGUUCAUGGACAAGUUUAUCGAACCCGUUCUCGCCUGCUUCACCGACCCCGAAAACCGGAUACGCUACUUCUCCGCGGAGUGUCUGUAUAACAUCGCGAAGGUGUCGAAGGGAGAGGUCUUGGUGUUCUUCAACCCCAUAUUUGACGCGCUGAGCAAGCUUGCUGCCGACUCAGAAAUGUCUGUCAAGAACGGGGCCGAGCUGCUGGAUCGGCUUUUGAAGGACAUCGUGGCGGAGACAGCGUCAGUGUACAUUCCGCAGUACCCGGAGACGGAGAAGGUCCGCGAUCGCAUGUCCCAGGAGGAGCAAAGCGUACUCGUACCAUACCCCGGCGACCCUUCUGCAGAUGGAUACAGCUACAAGCAGAAACGAGCGUUCUCCCUUGCCCAUUUCAUCCCCCUCCUCCAGGAUCGCAUAUACGUCCUUAGCCCAUUCACUAGAAGCUUCCUCGUAUCGUGGAUUACCGUUCUCGACUCCGUCCCUGAGCUGGAGCUGGUUUCGUAUCUGCCCGAGUUCCUAGAUGGUCUCUUUAAGUACAUGUCCGACCCCACCGCCGACGUGCGCACUGCCACCGAGAACAUCCUUGCUGGUUUCCUCCAAGAGAUACGGGAGGUCAGCGCGAUCCAACAGAAGAUCGAUGAGCAUCAUGAGCCUUAUGAGCAGCGACGAAGAGAGACUGAGAAAGAUAAGCUUCCGGACAUCACCAUGUCGCAUUCGGAACGUGCGCUUUUUAUCCCAGAGAACGCAACGUCGGGCGAGGUGGAUGGGGGCAACCCAUUUAAAGAGGAACCGCUUGUGGAGAAGGAGAUCAAGAGGACUGGGGCCUGGUUACCUGGACAGGGCGUCCAUAUCGACUAUGCCGCUAUCGUUGAGAUUCUCAUAGAGCAGCUAGACGUUCAACACGACGAGAUCCAACAGUCGACCGCACUUUCAUGGUUGGCCGAGUUCCUCGACUUCACAUCCGAAGUCAUGGUCCCCUUCACCCCGCGCCUUAUCCCUGCCAUCCUCCCCAACCUCGCCCACCAUGCGCCCAUGAUUCAGACAGCAGCCAUCCGGACGAACAAGCUCCUCUCCAGCGUAGUCCAGAAUCUCCCUUCUCCAGCUGACGCUUCGUCGCGCCGCGCGACAGCGGAGAAGAUCACGCCCUCCGUGUCUCGCGAUCAGGCGAGCUCGCCAACCCAGGGGACGGGGCCACCAUCGAAGCAGUCAGCAAACAUCUUGCAACCACCGAGGGAGACGACCUCUCCUGAGACGACGACGACGGACGCGCAGUCGCAGUCGACGUCGUCGAACGCGUCGUCGGACAAGACGACCGCGCCGCUCACGCAGCGAUCCCGCGUCGGAACUCAGUCGAGCUUAUCCGAGAUGCCUAACGGCACCCCCGCAGCAAGUGCAGGUGCGCCGAGCCCGAGUCGUCCCCAGUCCCGUCUUUCAUCAGCGAGUGCUCCAGGCGGCGCGGCGAACCCGCCUAACGCGCCGACGCCCGUCGCUCAGCAACGCGAUGCGCAGAGUGUGCCGCCACCGAUGCCACCGCCGCCGCCCGAGGAGCCGGAUUUGUUUGAUUACCAGGCGACGGUCACUGAGCUGACGGUACAGUUCUUGAGCGAGCACGAGCAGACGCGGGUCGCUGCGCUCAAGUGGCUGAUAAUGUUGCAUCAGAAGGCGCCGAAGAAGAUUUUGGCGAUGGACGACGGAACCUUUCCUGCGCUACUCAAAACGCUUUCGGAUUCUUCCGAGGAGGUCAUUAAGCAUGAUCUGCAGCUUCUCGCUCAGAUAUCGUCGAGCUCGGAGGAGGGUUACUUCAAGGUGUUCAUGAUGAACCUUCUUGGGCUUUUCAGCACGGAUCGCAAGCUCUUGGAAGCGCGCGGGAGCCUCAUUAUUCGACAGCUGUGUCUAAAUCUGAACACUGAACGCAUAUACAAGACGUUUGCGGAGAUAUUGGAGAAGGAAGAGGAUUUGGAGUUUGCGAGCGAUAUCGUGCAGAAGCUGAACAUGAUCCUAAUCACCUCACCCGAGCUCGCCGAGUUCCGGAGGCGACUGAAGAGCCUCGAGACUCGGUCUGAUGGACAAGCAUUGUUUACGACCCUGUACCGCUCGUGGUGUCACAACGCGGUGGCCGUCUUCUCCCUGUGUCUGCUGGCCCAAGCGUAUGAGCAUGCUUCUAAUUUGCUAUCCAUCUUCGCGGAUCUCGAGAUUACAGUGGCCAUGCUCGUCCAAAUCGACAAGCUGGUGCAGCUUAUUGAGUCGCCUAUUUUCACGUAUCUGCGCCUGCAGCUCCUCGAGCCGGAGCGAUACCCGUACCUGUUCAAGUGUCUGUACGGCCUGUUGAUGCUGCUCCCGCAGAGCUCGGCGUUCGUGUCGCUACGGAACCGCCUCAGCGCUGUCAACUCGGCUGGGUUUUUGCACAUUGCGCCGAAAGGGGCUGUAGGCGGCCAGAUCUCCUCGCGAUCCAAGGUGUCCGGGCGGGAAGAGAUCAAGUGGCAGGAGCUGCUCUCGCACUUCCGAUCCGUGCAGCUGCGCCACGAGAAGGCGCGGCGCCUCGCGCUCGGCUCGGACGCGUCGUCUGCUGCGUUCGGCGGGCUGUUGUCGUCGGAGAGCAAUGCGAGUGGCGGUGGUGGGAGGGCGGAGGGGGCGCAGCGCGAUCGUGAUGGUGGUGGGUCGAGGCCUGGGAUGAGGAGGAAGAUGUCGGCUGGCGGGGAGGGUGCUGGGCAGCAGGGGCAGGGCCAGGGGCAGCAGCAGCAAGGCGGGGGUGGGGGUGGGGGAAGGUCGGUGUUGUCCCCGUUGAAUCCGAGGGCGAGGCAGACAGGGUUGUUGGCGUCGACGCUGAUGAGAGAGACCGGGUCGGUGUCGGGAACGGGCACGGUGACGGGAUCGGGGUCGGGCGGGUCGAGCAGUCCGCCGCCGCAGGGGAGUCCGCUGGGCGGGUCGUUGCAGGCGCAGCAGAGGCAGGCACAGGCGCAGACGAGGCGGGGGACGCUUGGGCUUGCGAGGAAGUAGGUGCUGGUAAUGCAUCUGGUGACUCCGUUGUUGGCCAUGGCUCGACACUCAAGCUCAAGUCGGGUGUUCAGAUGAUCAAGACUACGACGCUGGGAUGCGGUUUGGUGGAAGUGGAUUGUAUUUAUAUUAUGAUUACACCAUGCCGGAACAGAUUGCACUAUAAUUACGGUGGAUGGAAGGGAUAUGUAUGUAGGCGGAAUGUGUGCGGGGUGAAGUUGGCUGGGUUGUUGUUGGAGUUGAGGGAUAUGGGUGGACAUUGGCUUAUGAUGACAGUUACGACGAUGGUACGACCUGGCUUGAACGAACAGAGCACUAUAUAUUGCAUGAUACCAUUCUCUCAUAGCCUGCUUUCAGGACUUGCCUGGACUAGCAGAUUCUCCCUUAUCGUGUUGAUCUCGUCUGGGGGG
Molecule: messenger RNA, 3658 nt
Organism: Coniophora puteana RWD-64-598 SS2
Lineage: Eukaryota; Fungi; Basidiomycota; Agaricomycetes; Boletales; Coniophoraceae
Product: ARM repeat-containing protein
Exons: 13
Coding region: 15-3251 (1078 amino acids)
Biological process (GO): positive regulation of kinase activity; phosphatidylinositol biosynthetic process
Cellular component (GO): PAS complex; endosome membrane; fungal-type vacuole membrane
Source: RefSeq, a predicted model, not a curated record